AUGGAGUUGCCUUUCAAUGAGUUUGAUAUCAUUUUGGGCAUGGAUUGGUUGUCUCCACAUCAUGGGUGGGUUGAUUGUCUCAUGAAGCGAUUAUUUUUUAAGGAUGUGGAAGGCUCCAAAUUAGUAGUGAUCGACGAAAAGGCGAAAUCACCAUCCAAUGUGAUAUCAGCCAUGACUGCAAGAAAAAUGAUGACAAAAGGGUGUAUAACUUUCCUAGCUAACGUGAUAGACACUCGAGUAGCGGAAGUGAGAGUAGAUAAUAUUCCCACGAUUAGGGAGUUUUCAAAUGUUUUUCCUGAGGAGUUACCGGGAUUACCUCUAGAUCGCGAGGUGGAAUUUCAGAUUGAGGUUUACCCAGGUUCACCCAAGGAGAGACUUAGCUCGCCAACGGUUUGUUCAAGUAGGUCAUGGAAGUCUAUGGAAAUGGAAAUUCAAUCAUUGCUUGAGAAGCUACUGGACACAAAUGAUUCCAUGAGUAGAUGUGCUGCAUCUGCUGCUUCAACUGCGUCGGUCACCCAGAAGCUUGCAAGGCAUAGAGACAUACUACAUGAGUUUACUCAGGAGUUUAGAAGAAUCAAGGGAAACAUAAACUCAAUGAGGGAACAUGCAGAGCUUCUGAGUUCUGUCAGAGAUAAUAAUAAUGAGUAUAAGGCAUCUGGGAGUAUGUCACCAAGAAUACAAUUACUCAGAGAGCGAGCUGCAAUCCAUGGAAGCAUUGCUCAUAUAGAUGGCGUGAUUAAUCAAGCUCAAAGUACAAGAGCAGUGUUGGGCUCUCAAAGAGCUUUGUUCGGAGAUGUUCAAGGGAAAAUAAAAGUUCUAAGUGACAAGUUCCCUGUUAUCCGUGGCUUGCUUUGUACUUCCAUGAUGUGUCUUCAUUAA
Molecule: messenger RNA, 879 nt
Organism: Hibiscus syriacus
Lineage: Eukaryota; Viridiplantae; Streptophyta; Magnoliopsida; Malvales; Malvaceae
Product: Golgi SNAP receptor complex member 1-2-like
Exons: 6
Coding region: 1-879 (292 amino acids)
Biological process (GO): endoplasmic reticulum to Golgi vesicle-mediated transport; vesicle fusion
Cellular component (GO): cis-Golgi network; Golgi medial cisterna; SNARE complex
Molecular function (GO): SNAP receptor activity
Source: RefSeq, a predicted model, not a curated record